UUGAGCUGUAUUGAAAACCUCUUCCUGUGUUUCUCUCAGUUUCUCUCCUUCUUUCGUUGCCUCUUUCCUUUUUACUUCAUCAAAACACUAUAUAUACCCCUUUCUUAAUCCCUUCUUUCUUCAUCCUCCUAAUUUCUUCUCCCAUUUUAUCCUCCAUUAACAAACACUCUCUACCUCUAACCAUGUUCACUUUCCCCGUCCUCCUCCUCCUCCUCCUCCUUCUUUUCGUCCUUCUUUUCUUUCAUUAUCUUUUCAAAUUCUCCGCCCCGGCUCGUCGGAAACUUCCCCUUCCGCCGGGCUCUAUGGGUUGGCCUUACUUGGGUGAGACCCUCCAACUCUACUCUCAAGAUCCCAAUGUCUUCUUUGCCUCAAAAAAGAAGAGAUAUGGUCCUAUUUUUAAGUCCCAUAUAUUGGGUUAUCCUUGUGUGAUGGUUUCUAGUCCUGAAGCUGCAAAGUUUGUGUUGGUCACUAAAGCUCAUCUCUUUAAGCCUACAUUUCCAGUUAGUAAAGAGAGGAUGUUGGGCAAAAAUGCUAUUUUCUUUCAUCAAGGUGAUUACCAUUCCAAAUUGAGACGUCUCGUUCUCCGAACUUUUAUGCCCGAGGCCAUUCGAAACAUCGUCCCCAGCAUUGAAUCCAUUGCUAAAAAUACUGUUCAAUCAUGGGAUGGACAAUUUAUUAACACCUUCCAAGAAAUGAAGAUGUUCGCAUUCGAGGUUUCGUUACUUUCGAUAUUCGGAAAAGACGAAGCUCUUUACUUCGAAGACCUAAAGCGAUGCUACUACAUUCUCGAAAAAGGCUACAAUUCCAUGCCGAUAAACCUGCCCGGAACACUCUUCCAUAAGGCCAUGAAAGCAAGGAAAGAGCUAGCACAUAUCCUAAACAAGAUCCUCUCAACCAGAAGGGAAAUGAAGCGAGACCACAACGACCUCCUCGGAUCUUUCAUGGGUGAAAAGGAAGGCCUCACCGAUGAACAGAUUGCCGAUAACGUCAUCGGUCUCAUCUUCGCAGCUCGGGACACGACCGCGAGUGUUCUAACAUGGAUCUUGAAAUACCUAGGAGAAAACCCAAGUGUUCUUCAAGCUGUCACAGCUGAACAAGAAGCAAUAAUGAAAGAAAAACAGAGUGGAGACGAUAAUCUCACCUGGGCUGAUACCAAAAACAUGCCAAUCACUUCGAGGGUGAUUCAAGAAACUCUGAGAAUGGCUUCAGUUUUAUCAUUUACAUUCAGAGAAGCAGUGGAAGAUGUUGAAUUUGAUGGAUAUUUGAUUCCAAAAGGAUGGAAAGUUUUGCCUCUUUUCAGAAACAUUCAUCACAGCCCAGAAAUUUUUCCUCAACCUAACAAGUUUGAUCCUUCAAGAUUUGAGGUUUCUCAAAAACCCAAUACCUACAUGCCAUUUGGCAAUGGGACCCACUCUUGUCCAGGAAAUGAAUUAGCCAAGCUGGAAAUGCUGGUUCUACUCCAUCAUUUAACCACCAAGUACAGGUGGAAUGUAGUUGGUGCACAAGAAGGGAUUCAAUAUGGCCCUUUUGCCCUACCUCUCAAUGGCCUUCCAAUAAGAAUCUCUCUCAAAAAGUAAAUACACAGAAGACAGAAAUAACCCCAGGAAAAAAAAAAAAACAAAAAACAAGAUUGUUUCAAAAACUUGAGUUUCUAAAUGGAGAAACAGUGCCUUGGAAAGAUUGCUCUCUCAAGUCAAAUCAAAAUCAGUGAUUAAAAAGAAGAAACAGAGCAAAUGCUCUGUUUUUUGUUCAAAAGAAAAGAAAAAAGAAAAAACCCACCUUGUUUUUUGGGCAAAAGGGGACAGUUUCUGACUCAAAAAAGAGUCAUUAUUAGUUAUAGAUUUGGAUAUACUUUAAAAACCCCAACUCAGAAAGAUGAAGGCUAAUUCAGCCACAUCAACCAAACAACAACAAUAUCUCCAACAAAAAAUCAACGGUUCUGAUUUCUUUGAGUUUUAUUCUUUUUUUUUUUUCUCUAAAUUUUACAAUUUUCUUGAGAUGAAGAGGAAAAGUCCUCAAGGAAUGAUUGAUGUAUUUACUUUUACAUACCAUUUUUUUUUUUAAUUUCUUUUUGUUGUAACCAAAAAUAUUGCCGCAAGGCCAAUAAGUAUAUCAUAAUAAGAGUUUAUCUUCCGAGUUA
Molecule: messenger RNA, 2140 nt
Organism: Benincasa hispida (wax gourd)
Lineage: Eukaryota; Viridiplantae; Streptophyta; Magnoliopsida; Cucurbitales; Cucurbitaceae
Product: abscisic acid 8'-hydroxylase CYP707A2-like
Biological process (GO): sterol metabolic process; abscisic acid metabolic process
Molecular function (GO): iron ion binding; heme binding; (+)-abscisic acid 8'-hydroxylase activity
Source: RefSeq, a predicted model, not a curated record